UCGCGGGACCGCCUCCUCUCCCGUCCACUACGGCGCGCCGAAGCCACGUGUUGAGCCCGGUUGCGCCUCUCGCGACACCCGGGCCAAUUUGCUGCUCCUUACCCCCCGUGAAAAGGCGACACUAGGUGCUGCUCUUGUUUAGGCAGAGACCAGACGAUUGUCUCCCUCGGCAUUUGCUCGCACCUCCGCCAAGGUCGCCGACAUCAUGGCUAGCGGUCUCCGACUGGGCAACAAGGUAAUCGAAGGCAAGACCAAGGUUGUGUACGAGCUGCCCGAUGAGCCGGGCAACGUGGUCCUGGUGUCCAAGGACCGUAUCACGGCCGGCGACGGGGCUCGCGCCCACGACCUCCAGGGCAAAGCGGCCAUCUCCAAUGCCACCGCUGCGAGCAUUUUCACCCUGCUCAACAAUGCUGGAAUCAAGACCCACUUCAUCCGCAAGCAAGAUGACAAGUCAUUUGUGGCCCGGAACUGCGCCAUGGUGCCCAUCGAAUGGGUGACCCGGCGCAUUGCCACGGGCUCAUUCCUCAAAAGGAACCCCGGAGUGAACGAGGGUUACCGUUUCUGCCCUCCCAAGUUGGAGACCUUCUACAAGGACGAUGCCAACCAUGACCCCCAGUGGUCCACGGAGCAGCUGAUCGAGGCCAAGCUCAAGUGUGGCAGUGUUACCAUUGGACCUGAAGAGGUGCAGAUCAUGUUGCGCACAACUCGCACGGUGUUCGAGAUCCUAGAGAAGGCCUGGGCAUCUCUCAAUUGCAGCCUGAUCGACAUGAAGGUGGAGUAUGGAGUGGACCUCCAAACAGGUGAACUUCUGCUGGCUGAUAUCAUAGACAGCGACUCCUGGCGCCUGUGGCCCUCUGGUGACAAGAGGCUGAUGGUUGACAAGCAAGUUUACCGGAACCUGAAGGAAGUCACUGCCGAGGCCCUUGAGACGGUCAAGAGCAACUUUGCUUGGGUGGCUGAACAGAUCAAGAAACUUAGCCCCAAGCCCAAGUCCCAAGUGGCUGUUGUGAUGGGUUCACCGUCUGACAAGGAGCACUGUGAAAAGAUCAAGAAGGCUUGCGAAAAGCUCGGUGUGCCCUGUGAGCUGAGAGUAGCAUCAGCGCACAAGAACACUGAUCAGGCUCUGGAUAUGAUUGCUGAAUAUGAAGGCGAGGGGAUUCCGACUGUGUUCGUCAGUGUGGCGGGAAGGAGCAAUGGCUUGGGCCCUGUGACAUCAGGCAACACUGUGUUCCCGGUGAUCAACUGCCCCCCCGUUUCGGGAGAGUGGGGACCCCAUGACGUUUGGUCAUCACUCAGGCUGCCAUCUGGCUUGGGAUGCACAACGGUGCUUUUCCCAGAAGCAGCUGCCUUAGCUGCAGCGCAGAUCCUGGCAAUGAGUGACCAUGUCAUUUGGGCAAAGCUUCGUGCAUCACAACUGAACACAUGGGUUUCUCUCAAGAUGGCCGACAAAAAGAUCAAGCAGGAGCAGAAGGCAUAAAUUGCUAGACUUUAUUCAGCAAGUU
Rhipicephalus sanguineus (brown dog tick) is the source of this 1502-nucleotide messenger RNA. RefSeq names its product multifunctional protein ADE2 (gene Paics). The transcript has 8 exons. Gene Ontology annotation, molecular function: phosphoribosylaminoimidazolesuccinocarboxamide synthase activity. NCBI's taxonomy places the organism in Eukaryota, Metazoa, Arthropoda, Arachnida, Ixodida, Ixodidae. The coding region runs from base 206 to 1477 and encodes 423 amino acids. Gene Ontology annotation, biological process: 'de novo' IMP biosynthetic process. The record is from RefSeq and is a predicted model, not a curated record.